AUGAUAAAAGACUUGGGCCUUGGGUAUGAAAAGAUUGAUGCUUGUCCGAAUAAUUGCAUGUUGUAUUGGGGUGAAUUUUUAAAGAAAGACAAGUGUCAUGUUUGUGGUACAUCGAGGUGGAAGAAAACUAAGGAUAGGGGCAACGUUGUAAGUGAUCAAGGUACGGAUACUUGUAAGAAAGGUGUGCCAGCUAAGGUAAUGCGAUAUUUCCCUCUUAUACCGAGACUAAAAAGAAUCUACAUGUCAUCAGAAACAGCAGAAGAUAUGAGAUGGCAUGAUACAAAGCAAUUGGGUGAAGAUGAUAAGAAGAUUUUGAGGCAUCCUUCAGAUAGCUUAGCAUGGAAGGCAUUUGAUGAGCGUCACAGUGAUUUUGCAUUAGACCCUCGUAGUAUUCGAUUAGGUCUUGCGAGUGAUGGUUUUAAUCCUUAUCGUUUAAUGAACACCACUUAUAGUACGUGGCCAGUGAUGUUGAUUCCUUAUAAUCUUCCACCAUGGUUAUGUAUGAAACCGUCUUCUUUCAUUCUGUCCACGCUUAUUCCUGGAAAAUCAAGUCCUGAAAAUGAUAUUGACGUGUAUCUGCAGCCAUUAGUGCAUGAAUUGAAAUUGCUGUGGACAGGGGUUGAAGCUUUUGAUGCUUUUUCCGGAGAGAAAUUUAAUUUGCGUGCGGCUUUGCUUUGGACUAUUAAUGACUUUCCCGGCUAUGCAAUGCUCUCUGGUUUGAGCACAAAAGGUUACAAUGCAUGUCCUAUAUGCUUAGAUUCCACGCCUUCUGAUAGAUUUGGGAGCAAGAUUUGCUAUUGUAGCUAUAGAAAAUGGUUACCUGCAGAUCACCCAUAUCGAUGUCAAAGUGACAAGUUUUGUGAGAAGUUUGGAACUAAUGAAUGGGGUAAAGCCCCAUCUCGUCCUAGCGGCACUGAUAUAUUGAGGCAGCAAGAAAAGGUGAAGCAUGUUUACGGAAAGUCGAAGGCACCACCGAAAAAGAGGCAAAGAGGACACGAUGAUGACGAUGAUGUCCAAGAUAAAAGUGACUUUGGUACCAAGAGAAGCAUAUUCUUUGAUUUGGUGUAUUGGGAGCAUAAUCUUCUAAGGCAUAAUUUAGAUGUGAUGCACAUUGAGAAAAACGUGUCUGAGAAUAUUUUGGGAACUCUUCUUAGUAUGGAUAAGAGUAGAGAUAGUAGGAAUGAUCGAGAAGCCCUUGAAGCAUGGAGAAUAAAGUCUCACCUUUGGCUGAGUACUAAUCCUAACGGAGGUAAAUGCAUGUCUCCGGCUUCCUAUUCUAUGUCUACGGAGGAGAAGGAGAGGUUCCUAAAUGUUUUGCAGAAAAUUAAAGUUCCUGAUGGAUAUGGAUCCAACCUUUCUAGUUGUGUGAAUAUGAAGCAAAGGAAGUUGAUUAACCUCAAAAGUCAUGACAACCAUGUUCUAAUGCAGGAUAUCCUUGCCGUUGCCUUAAGGGCCUCUAAAGCUACAAAAGUAAUUGACUUGUUGGCUAGAUUGUCUUCCUUUUUCAAGAAGUUGUGCUCUACUACUAUUGAUCCAGAUGAUUUAGAUGGUCUUCAAAAUGAAAUUAUUUUAACUCUUUGUGAGUUGGAAAAGGAGUUUCUGCCUUCAUUUUUCACAAUCGAAAUGAAAAAGGAGUUUCUACUACUAUUGCGACGAAACAAGCCAUGA
Spinacia oleracea (spinach) is the source of this 1668-nucleotide messenger RNA. RefSeq lists its product as uncharacterized. Bases 1 to 1668 code for a protein of 555 amino acids. The record is from RefSeq and is a predicted model, not a curated record. Lineage: Eukaryota; Viridiplantae; Streptophyta; Magnoliopsida; Caryophyllales; Amaranthaceae. The transcript has 2 exons.